This is a messenger RNA of Oldenlandia corymbosa var. corymbosa, 2076 nucleotides long. The record is from the annotation of a GenBank genome assembly. Lineage: Eukaryota; Viridiplantae; Streptophyta; Magnoliopsida; Gentianales; Rubiaceae.
UAAUUGUAUAGCUUUAAUAAUCAAUAAAGUAAUCGCCAAAUGACCCAAUCCAGAGGAGAGGACACAAUUUGACUGCCUCUUCUAUUAAUUCUAUUUAAAGAACCUCCGAACAAGGAGUGAGCUCAACCCACUAGAUAGCAAAUUUAAGCCAAAAACAUGGCUAACAUGGCUUACCAAUCUUUGCUAGAUACUCCCUCAAAAAAAUCCAACAACGUCAGAUUUCGCUAUGUUGUUAUUGGCUUGGCAGCCAUCUUAGGUACAAUUGCCAUAUUUUCUGUUACGGUUCCCUUCAAAACUAGCCUACUUAGUAACGAUGCUGUUUCAUCAAAAGCCCAUCUUUGUAAUCAUGCUUAUGAUCCCUCCUCAUGUUUGGCUGUACUAUCCGAAGUGAGUCGUCAUUCUCCUGGAUUGCUCCAGCAAUCCAGCGAUGCUAACUUACUUGGGAUGGUUUUAGCAAAAUCAUCCUACCAUAUCCGAGAAACCAUAGAAUUCGCCCACCAUGUGACGGGUCGGAUCAAUGACAGAACCGGGCAGGCUGCAUUAGCUGACUGCAUGCAGCUGAUGGACUUAUCUAUGGAUAGAGUCAUAGACUCCAUGGUGGCUCUAGCAAGUAUCCAAACGGGUACCAACUCCCAUUGGGAUAUCCACUCGUGGCUGUCUAGUGUUCUCACGAACCAUGUUACGUGCCUGGAUGGGUUGACGGGGGCAGCCCGUUCGGUAAUGGAGCCGAUGGUGAACGAAAUGGUAUCUAGAGCCAGAGCUUCAUUGGCUGUGUUUGUUGCAGUUAAACCACAAAAAGAAGAAGAAGACGCAGAAACGCUGGACAAACCACUUAAUGGUGAUCUUCCAUCAUGGAUCACUACUAGAGACCGGAGGCUCUUGCAAUCGUCGGGUCAAAACAUAAAUGCAAAUUCGGUGGUAGCACAAGAUGGAAGCGGGAAUUAUAAGACGGUUCAAGCUGCGGUUGACGCAGCUCCAAAUAAUUCCCCAAGUCGUUAUGUCAUUUACAUUAAAAAAGGAACUUACAAAGAACAAGUCAGUAUCGGAAAGAACAAGAAGAACUUGAUGUUGGUUGGCGACGGGCAGGAUGCCACUAUUAUCACCGGAAGUUUGAACGUUGUUGAUGGAUCAACCACCUUCAACUCUGCCACUGUUGCUGCUGUUGGGGACGGAUUCAUAGCCCAAGAUCUCCGUUUCCAGAACACAGCCGGACCGGAGAAACACCAAGCCGUCGCACUUCGGGUCGGAGCCGACAAAUCGGUGAUAAACCGGUGCAGGAUCGAUGCGUACCAAGACACUCUCUACGCCCACACUCUCCGCCAAUUCUACCGAGACAGCUACAUCACCGGCACCGUGGACUUCAUCUUCGGAGACGCCGCCGUGGUCUUGCAAAACUGCCAGCUCGUGGCCCGCAAGCCCAUGAACAACCAACAGAACAUGGUCACGGCCCAAGGCAAGGCCGACCCGAAUACAAACACCGGAACAUCCAUCCAAAACUGCAACAUAGUGCCGAGUUCCGAUCUUGCACCGGUAAAAGGAUCCAUUAAAACGUUUCUGGGCCGGCCAUGGAAAGCGUAUUCCAAGACGGUGGUGAUGCAGUCGACCAUUAGUGAUCAUAUUAACCCGGCCGGGUGGGCCCCCUGGGAUGGUGAUUUUGCAUUGAAGACUUUGUACUACGGCGAGUAUUUGAACAGAGGACCCGGAGCUGGAACUAGCCAGAGGGUGAAAUGGCCCGGUUACCGCGUUAUCACCAGUGCGGCGGAGGCCAAUAAGUUCACGGUGGCGCAACUCAUUCAGGGCGGUCAAUGGUUGAAGAACACUGGAGUCACCUACACUGAGGGUCUCUGAUUUUAUUUUAUUUUUUAAAUUAAUCAAAAGGAGUAUUUGUCACCUUUUGCGUUUCUGCUGCAUCUUUCAUCAAUAAUGUACCAGUAGUAUCUCUUUUCUUCUUUUGCUCUUUUUUUAAUCACUAGUUCGCUCCAGCCUAGAAACCUAAUCUGUGUUCAUGACUCAUAUGUACCAUUAGCCUACUUUGAUAAUUUAUAUAAAUAUAAAUAAUGACGGCUUUUGUUUGUG